CCCCUGAAGUUCCUACGGCCACAUUAUGGCAAGCUGAAGGAGAUCUAUGAGAACAUGGCUCCAGGAGAGAACAAGGUAAAGGCUCACCCAGCAUCCCACGUGGCUGGGGUGACAGUGCUGGGGCGGCGCGAGUGUCUGAAGUACCGUCUGGUGGGCUCCCAGGAGGAGCUGGCGUCUUGGGGGCACGAAUACGUCAGGCACCUGGCAGGGGAGGUGGCUAAGGAGUGGCAGGAGAUUGAUGAAGCUGACAAGGCUCAGAGGGACACGCUCCUCACCCUGGUCAAGGAGAUUGUCCCCUACAACAUGGCCCACAACGCAGAGCACGAAGCCUGUGACCUGCUCAUGGAGAUCGAGCAGAUGGACAUGCUGGAGAAGUACAUUGAUGACAACGCCUACUCCAAAGUGUGCCUCUACCUGACCAGCUGCGUAAGUUACGUCCCAGAGCCUGAGAACUCGGCUCUCCUGCGCUGUGCCCUGGGCAUCUUCCGCAAGUUCAGCCGCUACCCUGAAGCCCUGCGCCUGGCUCUGAUGCUCAAUGAUGUGGAGCUGGUGGAGGACAUCUUUACUUCCUGCAAAGAUGUAGUUGUCCAGAAGCAGAUGGCCUUUAUGCUGGGUCGCCACGGGGUCUUCCUGGAGCUGAAUGAAGAUGUGGAGGAGUAUGAGGACCUGACUGAGAUCAUGUCCAAUGUCCAGCUCAACAGCAACUUCCUGGCCUUGGCCAGAGAGCUGGACAUCAUGGAGCCCAAAGUGCCGGAUGAUAUUUACAAAACCCACCUGGAAAAUAACCGGUUCGGGGGGAGUGGUUCUCAAGUGGACUCGGCUCGGAUGAAUUUGGCCUCCUCGUUUGUGAAUGGCUUUGUGAACGCUGCCUUCGGACAGGACAAGCUGCUGACGGACGAUGGCAAUAAAUGGUUGUACAAGAACAAGGACCACG
Antrostomus carolinensis (chuck-will's-widow) is the source of this 934-nucleotide messenger RNA. Its product is annotated as 26S proteasome non-ATPase regulatory subunit 2-like. NCBI's taxonomy places the organism in Eukaryota, Metazoa, Chordata, Aves, Caprimulgiformes, Caprimulgidae. Gene Ontology annotation, biological process: proteasome-mediated ubiquitin-dependent protein catabolic process. The transcript is spliced from 7 exons. The record is from RefSeq and is a predicted model, not a curated record. The annotation marks the transcript as partial. Gene Ontology annotation, cellular component: proteasome regulatory particle, base subcomplex; nucleus; proteasome storage granule.